Cladocopium goreaui is the source of this 710-nucleotide messenger RNA. NCBI's taxonomy places the organism in Eukaryota, Dinophyceae, Suessiales, Symbiodiniaceae. The record is from the annotation of a GenBank genome assembly.
AGGCCUUGUGUUUCCUCUGUGGCGCCGCCAUGGCAUCUCUCGAGGCCAAUGUGGUCUUGUGCAGCGCGGCCGUCAGUGCCUGUGGUACCGGGCAGGACUGGCAAUGCGCCCUGCAUCUCUUCAGCACCUUGGCAGAGCGGCGUGUCGAGGCGAAUUUGAUCACUUUCAGUGCCGCGGUGAGCGCCUGCGAAGAAGGCCGCGCCUGGCGCGAAGCACUGGAGCUCCUGCGCCAGAUGACGACCGGAGCAGUGCAGCGGGAUGUGAUCCUCUACAACUGCAUCAUCAGUGCCUGUGAAAAGCAGGGGAAAUGGCAACAUGCUCUGCUUCUCUUGGCCAAAAUGGAGGAGGACCUGAGAGCUGAUGUGAUCUCCUACAACGCAAGCAUUUCGGCAUGUGAGAAGGGAAACCAGUGGCAUCGAGCAGUCGACCUUCUGCUCCAACUGCGGCAAAAGCGGUUGCAGGAAGACGCUACAGCUCGGCCAUAUUGGCCUGCGACCAAGCUGGUGAAUGGCAGCAAGCCUUGCUUCUCUUGACUGACAUUCAGCAGAGGCGCUUGCAGGUCAAUGUGAUUACCUACAGCUCAGCAAUCCACGCCUGUGAGACGCGCGGCAAGUGGCGACAAGCACUGUCCCUCUUGGAGGAUCUCUUGGGCUGCUGUAGCGCCUUACAAUGGGCGGUGAACUCGAACCCGCGAAGACGAAAAGACGAAA